Molecule: messenger RNA, 2392 nt
Organism: Myotis lucifugus (little brown bat)
Lineage: Eukaryota; Metazoa; Chordata; Mammalia; Chiroptera; Vespertilionidae
Gene: C1QTNF6
Product: C1q and TNF related 6
Molecular function (GO): protein binding
Source: RefSeq, a predicted model, not a curated record
CUUCCCUGCAAGGAUUCGGGGCCGCCAUGGGGACAGCCGCCCUGGACCUCCUCUGGACAGUCCUUCUGCUCCCUCUCUUGGUGUCUGGGGUCCCCACCGAGGAGCACACCUCUGGGGAAGUCCUGGCCUCCAGUCCCCCCGGGCGCUGCCGACGGUGCUGUGACUCUGAGGACCCCCUGGCCCCCGCCUAUGCUGCCGAUGAGUCUGCAGCCUCGCCAUCCUCCCUCCCAUACGUGUGGCCUGAGGUCAGGCCCUACAUUAACAUCACCAUCCUGAAGGGUGACAAAGGGGACCGGGGCCUGCUGGGCACACCUGGGAAGCUGGGCAAGGAGGGUCCCCGGGGAGAGCGAGGCCCCCAGGGCACCAAGGGUGACAAGGGGCCGGGCAGCCCGGGCAGCCCCUGCCAGACUCGCUUCUCCGCCUUCUCCGUGGGCCGCCGAACGGCCCUGCACAGCAGCGAGGGCUUCCAGCCCCUGCCCUUCGACACGGUCUUCGUCAACCCGGACGGGCACUUCGACAUGGCCGCCGGCCACUUCGUGGCCCCGCUGGGCGGCCUCUACUUCUUCAGCCUCAACGUGCACAGCUGGAACUUCAAGGAGACCUACGUGCACGUCAUGCACAACGAGGAGGCGGCCGUCAUCCUGUACGCGCAGCCCAGCGACCGCAGCAUCAUGCAGAGCCAGAGCGUGAUGCUGGCCCUGGCGCCCGGCGACCGCGUCUGGGCGCGGCUCUUCAAGCGCGAGCGGGAGAACGCCAUCUACAGCGACGACGUGGACAUCUACAUCACCUUCAGCGGCCACCUCAUCAAGCCCGAGGACGACUAGUGCCUCCAGCGGGGCGGCUCCCCGGCGGGGCGGGCCCAUCCCCCGAGGGGCCUCAGUGUCCCCCUCUGCACAGUGGGCCCGCGGGGCCUGGCACUGCGGGUAGCCCUCCUCCCCCUUCCCUCCCUCCCAGGCUGUUUCUGCCAUCCCCUCUCUUGAACGUAUUUUGAGAAGCCUUCUAACCUAAAUAGUCUACAACCUGCCCAGCCUUUCAGACCAGCACUUCUCAAACUUGAACCUGCACAGGAAUCGCCUGGGGACCGUUCGUGCUAAAACGCAGAUUCUCUCAGGCAGGCGUGGAGUGGGCCCAGGACUCCGCAUGUCCGGUCAGUUCAUGGGUGACGCUCGCGCUGCUGGCCGAUGGGCCACACUGCAGUAACCAGACUCUAGAACUUUCUUCCGAAACUUUCCGAACCCUCUGAACAUUCUAGAAUCAUCACAACAUCCUUAAACAUUCUCGCUUCUCUGGGCUUCCCCUCCUCCCUCCCUCUCUCACUCUCGCCUGCACCCUCACCUGUGCAGCUGCUCGUUCUGUCAUUCAUCCAACCUCACGAGUGAGCUCACUCGGUGCCAGGCCCCGGGUAGGCUGGGGCGGGUCAGACGCAGACCCUGCGCUCGGUGGGCACGCAGCCCUGCCCGUUGGGAGACGGAGGGUUCCGAGACCUGACCCGGAGAAACGCUGGUGCUCUUGUCACAGAAGUCUGGGCUCCGGGCACUCAGACACCGUGGCCCCUCAUCACCCGCGGUCCCCAAGGCUGGUGGGACAGGGCCCCCGAGAUGGGGUGUUCCCGGCCUCCUCUCAUUCCUGCUCCAUGCCUGUCAUCAAAGCAGCCCCCAGCCCCCUAGCUCCCCAUACAGCUGUAUAGGCACCUGCGAGGACUCCCGUCCUCCUCACAGCACCCUCCCUGUCCCCUCUGGGGCUCAGCCACGACCACUCUCAGCCCCCCCGCCUAGACACCUGGCCUUGGUUCUCCCGAGCUCCCCGGCCCGUCAGACCUUGCUGUCUGUCCCCAGGUGCUGUCUGACCCUCCUUGUCCCCUCUUGCUGUCCCAGUGUCCCCGCUCUCUGAGCGUUAAGGUGCUGAGACCCAGUCUCCCCUGGCCUGGUGCUGCCUUUGGAGAUGCCAGGGCAGGGGCGCCAGGCUUUGGACCCUCAGCAGGUCUGAGGAACUGAAGCGGGUAACAUUCAGGUCAGUCAGGGGGACCCUCCCUCCUCUGAGCCAUGAUGCCGAGAGAGGCCCAGGCCCCUCUCUCCUGGGAAGAAUCAGACGCUAGUAAGGGACACCAGGCUUCCUGCCCCUUCUCCCCUCCCAGGUGGGCAGCCUGGUGUCCCCCAGCCUUCCUCUCCCCCGUCCAGGUGGCCUGACCCUCUCCCCCGGGAGGCGGCCUCCAGUCUUGGUGCUUACGCAGACUCUGGGGGUGGUCUCUGGUGCUCACAUACAGCCAAGGGGCCACGUGGUGGCUGCGUGGCUGGGGAUGGCAGCAGAGCCUGACUGUGCGCAGGCCAGGGCACAGCCACUCCCAGCCGCCUGCCCCUGCCCCCUUGUCCAGCGUGAUUAAAGGUGCGUGUCU